This is a messenger RNA of Hippocampus comes (tiger tail seahorse), 1624 nucleotides long. RefSeq names its product farnesyl diphosphate synthase (farnesyl pyrophosphate synthetase, dimethylallyltranstransferase, geranyltranstransferase) (gene fdps). Gene Ontology annotation, molecular function: (2E,6E)-farnesyl diphosphate synthase activity; dimethylallyltranstransferase activity. Lineage: Eukaryota; Metazoa; Chordata; Actinopteri; Syngnathiformes; Syngnathidae. The record is from RefSeq and is a predicted model, not a curated record. Gene Ontology annotation, cellular component: cytoplasm. Gene Ontology annotation, biological process: trans, trans-farnesyl diphosphate biosynthetic process. The transcript is spliced from 9 exons. The coding region runs from base 216 to 1403 and encodes 395 amino acids.
AGGUAAACUAUGCCUGCUAACGUCAGCCAACGCUCCUUGUAAUGACAAAGGAAGCUGCUGGCUAAUAAUAGCAAUUUUGCUUCAUCCUUGCCCUUGGAAGCGAAAAUCUAACUUUACGCAACGCUUGCGCUCAGUAAAGUAACGAAUGGUGACGGGUUAGUUUUAUUCCUCAUUGGAGAGCAGGGACACUUGGACGUCCGUUUUUGCGGGGGGUGAUGAGACACAUUUUCCGUCUGCCCAUUAAUGUCCCGAAUUUGGUUCGAAUCAUGCGGCCAGCAGCCACGUCGCUUACAGCACAACACCGAGCGUCUCUGCUGUCGUCUGUCCAGGGAGACCGCGCCUCCAACGGAUCGCAUUGCAAGAAGGCACUGCUCUCGGACGCGGGGCUAUUCGAAGCCCAUUUCGAGGAGCUGGUGUGGGAGCUGACAGAGCAAGACCUCACGGACCCCGUACUACGCGACGCCAUGAACCGGCUCAAAGAGGUUUUGCUCUACAACGCCCCGGGAGGCAAAAGAAACCGCGGCCUGUCUGUGAUUGGCUCCCUGCGGGAGCUCGUCCCACCGACGAAACUCACUCAGGACACCGUCCAGCGGGCUCUGGUGGUCGGAUGGUGCAUUGAAUUGCUUCAGGCCUUCUUUCUUGUUGCCGAUGAUAUCAUGGACGCAUCUGUGACUCGCAGAGGACGGCCCUGCUGGUACAAGAAGGAUGGAAUUGGUUUGGAUGCCAUCAACGAUGCCUUCCUCUUGGAGGCCUCCAUUUACAGGUUGCUUCGCAGACACUGCAGGAACCAGCCCUACUAUGUCCACCUACUGGAGCUAUUCAAUGAGACCUCCUUUCAGACAGAACUGGGCCAAGCUCUUGACCUCAUGACAGCACCCCCUGGUCAUUUUGACCUCAACAGAUUCACCAUGGAGAGGUAUAAAGCUAUUGUCAAAUACAAGACUGCUUUCUACUCCUUCUACCUCCCGGUGGCAGCAGCGAUGUACAUGGCUGGAAUCAAGGACGAAGAGGAGCAUAGAAAUGCCAAACUCAUUUUACUGGAGAUGGGAGAAUUCUUCCAAAUACAGGAUGACUACCUGGACUGUUACGGAGACCCUGCUGUGACGGGAAAGGUCGGCACUGAUAUCCAAGAUAACAAGUGCAGUUGGCUUGUCGUCACGGCGAUGGAGGUCCUAACCCCUGAACAGAGAACAGAGUUAGAGGCGUGUUACGGGCGGCACGAUGACGCCAGCGUGGAAAAAGUCAAAGCGCUAUACGACAUCCUGGAGAUGCCAAGCCUCUACCGCAAGUACGAAGACGAGAGCUACCAGCGCUUGCAGAAACUCAUCGCGUGUCACGCUCAGAACCUUCCUCACGCUGUGUUCCUCAACUUUGCCAAGAAGAUCUACAAGAGGAAAAAGUGAAGAGGAACAUGGAACAAUGUUAAAGGACUUCAGGUGGCUUAAGUGGGGGAGUAACAAAACCAUCGAGCCAUUGGUUUAAUUCCAUUCACACUUUAGCUUCUUAUCUAUUUAUUGCAGCAUCUCCAGUCAUUAUCUACUCGAUAGUUGAUGGUUCAGUUGUGAUAUGUUACAUAGUUGCAUGUAUUUUGCUAGACGAAAUACGAGAGCUUCAUAUCGAGGCA